Molecule: messenger RNA, 1218 nt
Organism: Onychomys torridus (southern grasshopper mouse)
Lineage: Eukaryota; Metazoa; Chordata; Mammalia; Rodentia; Cricetidae
Gene: Sh2d2a
Product: SH2 domain containing 2A
Exons: 8
Coding region: 1-1158 (385 amino acids)
Cellular component (GO): cytoplasm
Source: RefSeq, a predicted model, not a curated record
AUGGAGUUCUGCUUGGCUCAGACAUGCCCCCAAGGGCAUCAUGAAGCCCCCUCCCCCACCUUCAGCACCUUCCAGCCCAUGAACUUGACCCAGGGGAGAUGCCAGGACCUGAAUUAUGUCCAGGCUUCUGCCUCAGCCCCAGGAGCUGCCUGGGUCCUAGGGAAUGCUGACAAGGAGGAAGAGGUACCUGGGAAAGGUGGCCUGUCUCUGCAAGCUGAGAUCAGAGCAUGGGUCCAGAAGACCCAGGCCCACUGGCUCUUGCUCAGGACCGCCCCUGUUUGGUUCCACGGCUUCAUCACCAGGAGGGAAGCUGAGAGGCUGCUGCAGCCCCAGCCUCAAGGAUGCUAUCUGGUGCGCUUCAGCGAGAGCACAGUGACCUUCGUGCUAUCCUACAGGAGCCGGACCUGCUGCCGUCACUUCCUCCUUGCCCAGCUAGGGGACGGGCGUCACGUGGUGCUGGGCGAAGACAGUGCCCACGCGCAGCUUCAGGACCUGCUUCUACACUACACAGAGUGUCCCCUCAGCCCCUAUGGGGAGACGCUCACCCAGCCCCUUGCCCGCCAGACUGCUGAGCCAGCUGGACUUUCCCCGAGGACUGAAUCAGACUCUGGAAGCAAAAGACAGGAAGAUCCAGACAGCCAGCACAGCCUGCUCAUCCAACAGGGGCAGGCCCAGUCCCCAGCACACAAAGAGAAAGUGUGGGCCUCCCAAGCCAAGGAGACUUCACAGGUGUCCAGACCCAGGCCUCCCAUCCCUGCCAAGCCUCAGCUUCCUCUUGAAGUCUAUACACGUCCUUCUUCACGACCCCAUCGGGCUCUACCCGUUCACCCCAUCUACCAGGAGCCUGAUGAACCCAUAGCCUUCUAUGCCAUGGGACGGGGCAGCCCUGGAGAAGCCCCCAGUAAUAUCUAUGCUGAGGUAGAGGGGCCAUCGGGAAUGGCACCCACUGGGCACCCCACCCUCCAGAAGUGCUGGUCCAGGCCUAUCUCAGGAGGCCAGAAGACAGGUGGUCCAGAGCUGCAUUCUGAGGACUCUGUGACAGAGCAAGGCCCUCUCCCUCCUCAUCAGCCCUACCCCUGGAAGCAUCAUACCCUUUGUAGACAGGUGUUUCAGAACAGAGAACAGGCAUGGCUCCUCUCCGACCUCAUCAGCAGGUAGUAUGUCUGACCUGAGAGAGGCUAGCUUGGGGUAUUUUGUGCCCUGAGACCUUCAUAUUCA